AUUUACUUGUAGAACGAACAAGUCUCCAGACAUAAUAAACUAUCAGACCAGCCCGGUCAAGCUGCAGAAAAUUGAGAUCUGCAAGAAGGGCCGGCUCUGAUUUGUCGGAUCAUCAAAAUCAAAGUGAAGCUUUCGAGCACACAUUUACAUUUUAUUCCGUCUACAUCUCUUACAUUCACAAAUGACCGCGCCUCUCUAGGAUGGCUUCAAAAGUUGUGGUCAUUGGCAAUGUCAAUUGCGCCUUUCAAGAGGUGUUUACAAAGCUUGCUAAACUUCAAGCUAAGCAAAAUUUCUCCUUUGCUAUUGUUGUGGGAGAUCUCUUCGGCGAAUGCAAUAGUGAUGAAGAUCUGGACCAAAUAUCAGGACUAUUAGCGGGGAAUAUUGUCGUUCCACUGCCGACUUACUUCAGUGUUGGAAGCCAUCCAAUUCCGACUCGGAUCAUUGAAAAGAUCGAAACCGACGACGAGGUUUGUCCAAACUUGUUUUUCAUUGGCAGAAGAGGUGUUUUGAAGACAUCAGAGGGUAUCAGGCUGGCUGCUCUUGGCGGCCAGCUAGCACCAGAUAGCUCAUCAGACCCCAAAAUCAACAACCGAUAUUACUCGCUAUAUAGAGCAUCUGAUGCGCGAUCCCUCUUUGGUGUCCACAAUACAGACGUUUUAUUUACAUACGAAUGGCCCAAAGGUGUGACUAGCCGUUCUAAAGUGGCAAUACCGGAAGGUACAGCUGCACCUGAAGGUGUUCAAUGUGUUGCUGAUGUAUGCUCGACAUUAAAACCCCGUUACCACUUCUCUGCAAAAGCCGACUUUUUCUACGAGCGAGAGCCUUUUUUUCAUAUGCUAUCGGAUGAAACUACAGAUGAAAAACCAUUAACUCGUUUCAUCAACUUAGCAUCAUUCAGCAAAACAUCAAAGCAGAAAUGGAUGUAUGCGUUCACUUUGGAUCCUACGGCCCCGGCUGCAGGUUCCGUUCCUGCAGGGUCAACCGUCUCUCCUCUAACCAGUGUUACUCGAAAACGGCCGGCAUUGGAAAGUCAAAAUGAUGGGUUCCAACGGUUUUCAAGAGCGCGCCCGACGGCCCCCCCUGGACCUGGGGAGUGUUUCUUCUGCUUGUCCAAUCCAAAUAUAGCCACUCAUUUAAUUACUUCCAUCGGUGAAGACGCCUAUGUGACAACAGCAAAAGGUCCUCUCACUACAGCCGACACCUACCCACUCUUGGGAUUUCCAGGACACAUGCUCAUCAUCCCUCUCAUACACUCGCCUACUUUUAGUGCGAUUUCAGAGUCUGAAGCGCGCCAAAACUCAUAUAAUGAAAUGCGUCGUUAUCGCAGUGCGUUAAAUGAUAUGGUUCGUGAAAGAACCAAGGGCGGCCUAGGCUCGGUCACCUGGGAGGUUAGCCGUGGCAAUGGCAUUCACAUCCACUGGCAAUACCUUCCUAUUUCCACAGAUCUAUUGUCGAAAGGCCUGGUUGAAGCUGCAUUCAAAGUUGAAGCUGAAAAUUUACAAUAUCCCAAAUUCGAGCGUCCUGCAAGCGACGACGGUGUAAAUGAAGCCGGUGAUUACUUUCGUGUGUGGAUAUGGCAACCGUCAAAACUCGAUUCUAUGGAUGAAAGCGAUUCUAAGACGGCCCAGCCAUUGGAGAAAACCCUUAUCUUGCCGCUAACGCCUGACUUUCGAUUCGACCUGCAGUUUGGUCGCAGGGUGAUGGCCAAGCUUCUACGACUCGACAAGCGAAUGGACUGGAGGGACUGUGCACAGACGAAGGAUGAGGAAGAAACUGACGCAGAUGCCUUCAAGGCCGCAUUCAAGGCAUUUGAUUUCUCUUUGGAGGAAUAAGUAAGAUGAUUUUAUACCAAAUUUGCAAUGUACCACAAAUUUUUUUUCAUAUGGAUGGCAUUUCUCCAGCGAUAAUUAUCUUGCAUUAGAGAACAGGAAACGUCUUUCAAUGGCUUA
Molecule: messenger RNA, 1949 nt
Organism: Talaromyces proteolyticus
Lineage: Eukaryota; Fungi; Ascomycota; Eurotiomycetes; Eurotiales; Trichocomaceae
Product: CwfJ domain protein
Exons: 3
Coding region: 201-1832 (543 amino acids)
Biological process (GO): mRNA splicing, via spliceosome
Cellular component (GO): post-mRNA release spliceosomal complex
Molecular function (GO): RNA lariat debranching enzyme activator activity
Source: RefSeq, a predicted model, not a curated record